AUGGAUCUCGUGAGCCCAGUCCUUGACAUCGUCGCUCGUUUGUGGGAUUUCGGUGUUAAGCAUGUGGCGCAUGUGAAACACCUCGGCAAACGCCUAGAAGAGUUGAGAACUGCAAUGGAUGACCUCGGUGACCACAGAGAUGAUGUGAGGAUAAGGGUAGAGAUGGGUGUGAGGUCACAACGGGAGAUGGUUACGAAGCGAGUGGAAAAAUGGUUGAGCAAAGUAGAAACUAUUGAGCAGCAAGUAAUUGCCCUUAUCCAUGAAGGAAAUCUUCAGGUUGAGAGGAAAUGUCUUGGCUGCUGUCCCAGGAAUUUGCAGAAAGCCUACAAGAUAGGGAGGAAAGUGUUAAACAAGACAGCAGAAGUGAAGGAACUGUUACAGAAUGGGUAUUUUGCAACACUCACUAGAAGGCUGUCCCCCCUAUCAUCCCCUUCCACCGCCCCGGGUAGCCCUCAGAUGAUGGCUCAAUUUCCUAUGGAGAAUACCGUUGGCCUAGACUCCAAGGUUGAAGACGUAUGGGAAAAACUUGAGGAUGGAAACGUUGGGAUUAUUGGUUUAUACGGAAUCGGUGGGGUUGGUAAAACAACCCUCUUGAAGAAAAUCAACAAUGAAUUCUCUAUCCGGGACCCUGUGUUUGAUAGCGUGAUUUGGGUUACACAAUCUGAAGCAACAAAAGUUGAGGAAUUUCAAGAUAUCGUUCGGAGGAAAUUGGAAAUCUCAGAUGACACAUGGCAAAAGUGUUCAAACGAGAACGACAGAGCGUGUGAGAUAUCCAGGCUCUUGAGCCGUACAAGGUUUGUGUUGCUAUUGGAUGAUGUGCGGAAGGGGUUCUUCAAAUCCCAACUCACCAGUUUAGGCAUCCCCUUACCAAACAAGGGAAAUGGGUGUAAAAUAAUAUUUACUACCCGUUCGGAGGAGUUGUGCGGUUACUUAGGAGCUCAAGGGAGAAUUAAAGUGGAAUGUCUCCCACCAGAACAAGCCCUGAGUUUAUUUUCGAUGACGGUAGGGGAGGACAUCUUAAAUUCUAAUCCAGAGAUUCCGAAGUUGGCUGAAAUUGUUACCGCAAGGUGCAGUGGUUUGCCACUUGCACUGCUCACUGUUGGGAGCGUCAUGGCUAGUAGGAAGAGUUACCAUGAUUGGAUCUGUGCAGUUGAGAUGUUACAAAGCUACCCAUCAGAGUUUUCAGGUAUGGGAGAUUUAGUGUUUCCUCCUAUCAAGUUUAGCUAUGACAGCCUCACCUCUCCAAUCGCUAGAAAAUGUUUUCUAUAUUGUUCUAUAUUCCCAGAGAACUGGACGAUUAGCGUCGAUGAGCUUAUCGACCUUUGGAUAGGAGAGGGUCUUUUAGAUGGAACAAAUCCACGCAGGCAAGGAGAAUUCAUUAUUAGGACUUUAAAGCUUUCAUGUUUGCUGGAAGGUGAUGAAUCUAUGGAAUCUGUUUGGAUGCAUGAAAUGAUCCGAGACAUGGCACUGUGGCUAGCCCGUGACGAAGAGAAAAAUAAGAACAAGGUUUUGGUAGCAAGAAGUGGGACGCUUACCGAUCAAGAGUUCAGCAAAUGGGCAGACUCAAGUUGGGUCUCCGUGUGGGGUAGUAGUGACAAAGAGAUCAUCCAUUACCCACCAACUUGCCCUAAUCUCUCGACUCUGCUCAUAAGAGAUACACUGGUCAACGCAUUUCCUGGUGGCUUCUUCGAGUUCAUGACUUGUUUGAAAGCUUUAGAUUUAUCGGGUAAUCAAGAAUUGGUUGAGUUGCCUCCGGAGAUUGGAAGAUUGAGAAUCCUGCAGUACCUAAAUUUGUCAUUAACAAGCAUAACCAAGCUACCUACGGGCCUUUCGAAUUUGAGAAACCUCAGGUGUUUGUUACUGGAUUAUACUAUGCAUCUUAAAGAGAUCCCACCGAAGGAGGUGAUGUCUUGUCUUUCACUGUUGCAGGUGUAUAGUAAAAUGAAUGGGGUGAUGGAGUACUUUGAUGAAGUGAAAGUUUCAGUUGAUGAUGAACUUGCUUUCUUGGAGGUGUUGGAGGGAUUUAGUUGCAUGAAUAAGAUUUGUAUCACCAUAUUUUGUCACCCCUCUGUUGAAAAGAUAUUCAGCUCAUACUCCAAACGAUCAUGCAUUAGAAAAUUAAAACUUAUCGAUUGCACGGGAUUGACUUCACUACGUGCUGUCCAUGCGUUACCAAAUUUAGGGAAACUUGAGAUAUUUCGUUGUUGUUCACUUCGAGAAAUCAGAUUUUCAUAUCGGGAUGAGUUUCACAACCUUCGUCAGGUUCACGUAGGUGUUUGCCCACUGUUGCCAAACCUGAAUUGCCUUGCUUAUGCUAGAAAUCUUGAGAUCCUCACAAUUCUCGACUGUCAGUCUAUGAAACAAGUUAUAAGUGAGGAGGAGAUAGCAGGAGAUGGACAAGAUACAAGUGAGGGGAGGGUACUAUUCAAAGUCUUCCCAAAGUUAAAGAUGCUUUCUCUGACUUGUUUGCCAAGUCUGGAAACCAUUUGCCGCUACACCAAGCCCUUUUCUUCUGCUAUAGAGAUCGAAGUAUCUCGGUGCCCAUGUUUGAGGCAACUUCCAUUUGACAAUGAAAGUGUAGAUCUCCUGAAGAAAAUCAGAGGAGAAUUAGAGUGGUGGGCAGCUUUGGAUUGGUACAGUUACUCUGUUAUGGAGGCCUGUAACUUCAAAUUUAAACCCACCUCUGCACCCUCAGGAAAGGCCAAAGAAAUGACUUCUUCCACUAGCAUGAAAAAACCAGCCAAGGCUUCUAAAUCGUGA
This is a messenger RNA of Gossypium raimondii (Peruvian cotton), 2760 nucleotides long. Its product is annotated as disease resistance protein SUMM2. The record is from RefSeq and is a predicted model, not a curated record. The transcript has a single exon. Bases 1 to 2760 code for a protein of 919 amino acids. Gene Ontology annotation, molecular function: ADP binding. Lineage: Eukaryota; Viridiplantae; Streptophyta; Magnoliopsida; Malvales; Malvaceae.